This is a messenger RNA of Wasmannia auropunctata (little fire ant), 1389 nucleotides long. RefSeq lists its product as uncharacterized. The record is from RefSeq and is a predicted model, not a curated record. The transcript has 5 exons. Gene Ontology annotation, cellular component: membrane. Lineage: Eukaryota; Metazoa; Arthropoda; Insecta; Hymenoptera; Formicidae. Bases 1 to 903 code for a protein of 300 amino acids. Gene Ontology annotation, biological process: sensory perception of smell. Gene Ontology annotation, molecular function: odorant binding; olfactory receptor activity.
AUGGACUUCCAAAACGUGAAUUUACUAAACGUUCGAUUGAACUUGGUCUCGGGCAAUCUGCUACCGAUGAUCAUCGACUCGCCUUUUUCAUUCUUUUGGAAGACAUACAGCGCCUUUGUGUGGACAUCACAAUUCAUUUUAGGGAUCGUGAUGGUACUCGGAUGCGUCUACGUGCCAAUUGAGAAGGCUUUGAAAGACGGCUUAAUUUGCUUCGUAGUCUUCAUAGAAAUGUUCUUUAUGGUUCUGCGUAUUCACGCUCGUAACGAUCUGAUGUAUCAAUUGAUCCAAAAGCUGAACGCGAUACUGCGCACUACCGACGAAACUAUGAAGAGCGUCGUGACCGCGACUUUGGAGUCGGUAAAGAUUCCGCUCAACUUCUACUGGUCCGCUGGUAUGGUAUCGAUAAUAGCGUGGUACGGUGUGCCAUUCCUAUACGACAAGAAUCUGUUUUAUUACGAGGAUUACAGAAUACCCGCCGCUUUCACCAAACAGCCAUUCUCGCGCAGAGUCUUUGUACUAACCAGCAUCUUCAUACUGAUCAUUGCGCUCAUGACUUCAUUGCUAAAAGAACUGAUGUCUUUAAACUUUAGUUUAAUAUAUGUGAACACCGUCUUUCGAUUCUGCUUUAUGGGUAUUUUCUUAAGCACCCAUCAACAACAUUAUGGGAAAGGAUUUGGAUUGUUAUGUUCACAUCAGAGUACGGGCGUAACAGAUAAAGCGUUUCACGAAAACUGGCAUCUACUUCAGCCAUCGAUAAAACAUAUAUUUAUCUUGAUAAUUAUGGCUAAUAAUUUAGAAUGCAAAAUUGCGACGUUUAAAAAUUUCAAUUUCUCCUUGCCCUCAUUUAUGACGAUUUUAAAUCAAUCGUACUCGAUCGCCCUUCUGUUUUUAAGAAUGAAAUAAAAAGUGGCAAAAAAGACGUCUUACCUAGUAGUUAUAAUUAGUAUUUAGAAGAAUAGAAUAUUUAUUCACUUUAGCAAUUUUACAGCCAAAAAGGGGGCUUGGUUUACAUUUAAUACCUUAUCACUCAUUUAUCCAUACCCUAAUCUAUCUCUCUAUCUUAUCCUAUACGCUUAAAACUAAUUAACUAUCACAGCUGACUUCUUAAAUCACUGCUCGGCGUUUCGAGCUCACAACCUUCUUAUUUUUAUUUCUUAUUUCUUAUCUACUGCUACCAUCCUUUUACAUUUUUCUUUUCCUAUCUUUUACUUAUUCUUUACAUUCAUUAUAUCCGUAAUUAGUACUUAUAAUUAUUAUUUUUAAAGUAAUAACGAAAAUCAGUAGUCUUGUGUGAUAAUUUACAUUGCUUACAUUCCAAAGAUUAUCACAAUAUGAGAAGAUAAAUAUUAGUAGUAAAUGAACUAUAAUAAUUAGUUGUAUGUACGACAC